Messenger RNA from Salvelinus fontinalis (brook trout), 2395 nucleotides. Its product is annotated as GDNF-inducible zinc finger protein 1-like. Gene Ontology annotation, biological process: regulation of transcription by RNA polymerase II. The record is from RefSeq and is a predicted model, not a curated record. NCBI's taxonomy places the organism in Eukaryota, Metazoa, Chordata, Actinopteri, Salmoniformes, Salmonidae. The coding region runs from base 624 to 1484 and encodes 286 amino acids. The transcript has 6 exons. Gene Ontology annotation, molecular function: RNA polymerase II cis-regulatory region sequence-specific DNA binding; DNA-binding transcription factor activity, RNA polymerase II-specific; protein binding.
UUAAGAACUGAUCCCACAUCAGCUGAAGUGGACCGAUUCUAUCCAAUAUGCCCGUGGUUAAAACGCAUCUCUCGAUAUCGGGUGCAGAUUUGACAGAAAAUACUUUCGUUAUGAUGGAUUUGUGAAGGGCUGUCGUUUUACCAAAUUUACGGAAGGAAGCGAUGGGUGAGGAAGGUGCCCUCAACAGAUCAUCCAGACAUGCUGACACCCAAAACAAGUGUGGCAAGUGUCAACAGACCUUCCACGAUGAUAAGAGCUACCUGAAGCACUUUAAGGAGGUGGAGUUGGACAUUACACAUUAGUUACACGUUUGUUGGAUGGAUUGUUGGGUUUGCAAAUGAGGGGAGCCCAAUGUACUGUACAAUGUAAAGUGCUUUGAGCACUUUUAAAAGGGAUAGAAAACCUAAAAUCUCAACUUUUCAUUGUUGUUCUGAUCACAUCUCUAAUAACUACACUCCUCCAGUGUUACCAUGCCCACCAGGACGAGCCACGGUGUGCAGGGGGAGGUGACAUACCAUUGUGACACCUGCCAGCAGACUUUUGCCAACCGUUGAAACCUGAGGAUCCAUCAGAGACAAUUCCACAGUGACGAGAGACUGUACCCCUGCGAGGUCUGCACCAAGAUGUUCAAAUGCAAGAAGGACGUGACGCGCCUCCGACGAAAGGUGCAUGAGGGAGGUGGUGUGCGGCACACCUGUCUUGUGUGUAACAAGGCGCUGAGCUCUAAGACAGCGUUGACGCUACACGAGAGAACACACACAGGAGACAAGCCCUACUCCUGCACUGACUGUGAAGCCAAGUUUUCCCAGAGCUCAGCUCUCAAGACACACCACAGGACUCACACAGGAGAGAAGCCUUUCGCCUGUGACCAGUGUGAUGCAAGGUUCAGCCAGAACCACAUGUUGUGUUAUCACAAGAGGGCCCAUACAGGAGAGAUGCCUUUUAUGUGUGAGAGCUGUGGGAAAAGCUUUGCCUCUAAAGAAUACCUGAAACACCACUCCAGAAUCCACACGGGCUCCAGGCCUUACAAGUGUGAACUCUGUGGUCGGGCCUUCGCCCAGAGUGCUUCCAUUCAUAGUAACUUAUUACUGCUGACCUUUAACCCCUGUUUGACCUCUGUAUGUUCUGUCUCAGGUGAGCUUCCGUACCACUGUACAGAUUGUGAUAAGCAGUUCACCCCGCUGAAUGCCCUCCAGAGGCACCAGAGGAUUCAAACAGGGAAGAAGCCUUACAUGUGUCCUUCAGAAUUCUUCACGGACAAGUCCACUACUCAUGAACAAAACACUCUAUGGAAGAACUACCUGGUGGUCCUGAAGUACAACAUGAGGACAAUGAUCCAACACACCUCCAGGCUGUGUAAGGGCUAUUUGACGAAGGAGACUGAUGGAGUGCUGCAUCAGAUGACCUGGCCUUCACAAUCACCCGACAUCAACCCAAUUGAUAUGGUUUGGGGUGAGUUGGACCGCAGAAUGAAGGAAAAGUAGCUCAGCAUAUGUGGGAACUCCUUCAAGUCUAUUGGAAAAGCAUUCCUCAUGAAGCUGGUUGAGAGAAUGCCAAGUGUGCAAAGCUGUCAAGGCAAAGGCUGGCUACUUUGAAUAAUUUCAAAUAGAAAAUAUUUUGACUUGUUUAACACUUUCUUGGUUGUUACAUGAUUCUGUAUGUGUUAUUUCAUAGUUUUGAUGACUUCACUAUUAUUCUGCAAUGUAGAAAAUAUUGUAGUGUCCAAACUUGACUGGUACUGUACAUAUCAUUUUCAAACUCUUCAGAUGGGGUUUUCCUUUUUCUGUUUGACAAAAAGCAAUAUCAGUACUGAGAAUUAUAGAUAUGUCUUUAUUACAGUCCAUUCUCACAGACCAAAUAAAAAAGGGCACUAUUCCACCUGAAAGAAGCUUGAUAUGCUGGCUGACUGCCCCCCCCCAACAUCAAGGGUGGCUCAGUUCAUCACUACUAGGAAAUGUUGCACAAUGCUAUAAAACACACAAUGACAUGCAGUUCUGCUAGUUGCCAGCAGGUGGGCACUAGUAUACACCAACAUGAGUUACUUCCAGCCUGUUAUUUCAGUGUGACACUGCUCUGGCAAGAGUGCAAUUCAUUCUUAGCUUUUUUUUCUUCUUUGUUUGCUCUGCAUUAAAAAAAUACUUUAUUUUUUUACACAAGCAGAAUUAGUCACAUUGGCAGGUAAACCAAAACAUUUGUAAAGAACACCCUCGUAAAUAAUACAGAAUAAGAUUAUAUGGGGAAAAAAAAUAAAGCCAACUUUGGAUACUUUAUUUCCCAUAUGCUCUCUGGUCAUGUCUUGAUUGUUUAUCAAUUGUCAUCAUUAAGACAUUUUUCCUGGCUGUUUUGGAUAUGAAACAAUUCUUAUUCGGUCCCGUGUGGCUCAGUUGGUAGAGCA